CACUUUUACCAGGUGGGCGGAGUAGCCUCCGGUGGACAAAUCAGAUUCCUCCUCAGCUCCAGCUUCAAGAGGUAAGCUAGGCAUUCAGGGUCCCAGACACCCAGGCACCGGCGGAGGCAGCAGCAGCAGCAGCAAGAGCAGCAGGAAGUGUGGGGAAGUCCAGAGGCCAGAACCAUGGAAGACCAGCGCGACCUCAUCUCCAACCAUGAGCAGCUGCCCAUGCUGGGCCAGCGCCCCAGUGCCCCAGAGAGCAAGUGCAGCCGAGGAGCUCUGUACACAGGCUUUUCUGUCCUGGUGGCUCUGCUCCUGGCUGGCCAGGCCACCACCGCCUACUUCCUGUACCAGCAGCAGGGCCGGCUGGACAAGCUGACCGUCACAUCACAGAACCUGCAGCUGGAGAAUCUGCGCAUGAAGCUUCCCAAACCUCCCAAGCCUUUGCACAAGAUGAGGGCUGCCACCCCCAUGCUGAUGCAGGCGCUGCCCAUGCCAGACCUGCUCCAGGAGCCCUUGCAGAAUGCCACCAAGUAUGGCAAUAUGACACAGGACCACGUGAUGCAUGUGCUUCUGGAGACCGACCCCCUGAAGGUGUACCCGAAGCUGAAGGGGAGCUUCCCAGAGAACCUGAAACACCUUAAGAACACCAUGGGGCCCCUGGAAUGGAAGGUCUUUGAGAGCUGGAUGUAUCAGUGGCUCCUGUUCGAAAUGAGCAAGAACUCCCUGGAGAAUAAGCCCGAGGUUCCACUAAAAGCACUGACCCAGUGCCAGGAGGAGGUCAGCCGCGUCCCCGCCGUCCACCCUGGCACAUUCAGGCCCCAGUGCGACGAGAACGGCAACUAUAAGCCGCUCCAGUGCUAUGGGAGCACCGGCUACUGCUGGUGCGUCUUCCCCAACGGCACCGAGGUCCCCCACACCAGGAGCCGUGGGCACCGUAACUGCAGGGAGCCACUGGAUAUGGAAGAUCUGUCAUCCGGGCUGGGUAUGACCAAGCAGGACCUGGGUCAAGUGGCCGUGUGAGAAGAGCAGACGCUGACGCCAGCACACAGCCCGCCCUGCAUGGCCACUGCCUCCUUGCUCCCCUCCAUCCCCCAACCCUAGCCCCUCUCCUUCUCUCCCACACUGCUCCCACACUCACUGUCUCCCACUCUGCGCCGCCUUCCGGGACACCCUGGCUCCUGGCUCUCCAUCAUCCUUAGAUACCAGUCACGUCAGGGAACACAGAUUUAAUGAUGCAGGAGGGCCCUGUGGCCCGACCCCCCAUCGAUCAGCAGGAACGUGUGGCCCAAGGCGGUAGACUAGGAGGUACGUGCUAUGGGAGCUUCAGCCUCCAACAUGGGAGCCCCAAGAUCCAGGCCACAGAUGACACGGAGGGUGCACGGAGAAGAGACAGUGCUCCCCCACACCCAACAUGUCUGCCCUUUUGACCUUGCCUUUCUAGCCUGUUUACCUGGGGGAAAGAGCCACCCUUCCCCUCUCCAGCAGCACACCCAGAAGAACCAGCCUCUUUACAACACCCCCACCCUGCCUAGCCCUUCCCUGUGUGCAGCCAAGCUUAUCACUGGCCCUCAGGGCCACAGCUCUGAGAAUAAAAGGUAGUAAGUAGG
Mustela erminea (ermine) is the source of this 1601-nucleotide messenger RNA. RefSeq names its product CD74 molecule (gene CD74). The coding region runs from base 175 to 1014 and encodes 279 amino acids. Gene Ontology annotation, biological process: negative regulation of DNA damage response, signal transduction by p53 class mediator; protein trimerization; positive regulation of macrophage cytokine production. The transcript has 9 exons. Gene Ontology annotation, molecular function: cytokine receptor activity; MHC class II protein binding; macrophage migration inhibitory factor binding. The record is from RefSeq and is a predicted model, not a curated record. Lineage: Eukaryota; Metazoa; Chordata; Mammalia; Carnivora; Mustelidae. Gene Ontology annotation, cellular component: membrane; cytoplasm; cell surface.